Messenger RNA from Spinacia oleracea (spinach), 1162 nucleotides. Its product is annotated as peroxidase 29. Gene Ontology annotation, molecular function: heme binding; peroxidase activity. The record is from RefSeq and is a predicted model, not a curated record. The coding region runs from base 94 to 1053 and encodes 319 amino acids. Gene Ontology annotation, biological process: response to oxidative stress; hydrogen peroxide catabolic process. The transcript is spliced from 3 exons. NCBI's taxonomy places the organism in Eukaryota, Viridiplantae, Streptophyta, Magnoliopsida, Caryophyllales, Amaranthaceae.
UAUAAACAGACCUAAAAAAGUAACAGAAAGUCAUAAACACAUCCUCUCUGUAGUUCUGUUCUUCUUGUAAUAGAAAUUUCAAAGAUAAAAAAAAUGGAAAAAUGGAGAAUAUAUGUAAUUACAGUGAUUCUUGGAUUAUGUGGUGCAAGAAAUAGUGAAGGCAAUCAAUUAUCUUACAACUAUUACGAAUCUUCAUGUCCAUUUCUUGAAGACAUUGUUAGGAAAGAGAUGUUAACCAUCUUUGCUACUGAUGUUUCUGCACCUGCUGCCUUUCUUCGCCUGUUGUUCCAUGACUGCCAAGUUCAGGGAUGUGAUGCAUCGAUUCUAUUAAAUUCGAAAGACUCGGAAAUGAAAUGUUCCAAGAACUUUGGAAUUAGGAAACUUGAAGCAAUUGCUAGACUAAAGUUCAUCCUAGAAGUUGCAUGUCCAAGACAAGUCUCAUGUGCUGAUAUAAUUGCCCUAGCAGCAAGGGACUCGGUUGCGCUCUCGGGUGGACCUUUAAUCCAAGUUCCUCUUGGAAGAAAGGAUUCCACCACUUGUAACACCCAACUAGCUGAUGUUCAUCUUCCUUCCACCACCAUCGACGUCGACGGAUUCCUCCGUAUUUUCAUGGGAAAAGGAAUGAACCUUCAAGAGUCUGUGGCAAUUCUAGGUGGACAUACACUAGGGGCAGGGCAUUGCAUAAACAUUGUGGAUAGAAUCUACAAACCAAAUCCUAUAGAUCAAAUGGAUCCUAAUUAUCAUCUUGCAUUAAAACUUGGUUGCCCUAGUAAAAUUCCCAUCACAAACCUUACAAUAAUACCAAAUGAUAUAACUCCAUCAAUAUUUGAUAACCAAUAUUAUAGGGAAAUUAGCUUGGGCAAAGGCUUGUUUAGCAUCGACACCACCCUUUCGAGGGAUCCUCGAACCGUCACCAUUGUCAAUCAAUUUGCUGCUGAUCAAGACUAUUUCUUCGAGGCGUUUUCUUCGGCUUUUGUUAAGCUCUCUUCGGCUAAUGUUCUUACUGGGAAUAUGGGUGAAGUUAGGUUACAAUGUGACCAAGUAAAUCGAUAGACAUUGUUAUUAUUACAACUAGGUGUAUUCUUAAUAUUCUAACAUUCUUUAUACUUUGUAUGCCUUUGUUAAAGAUCUUCAUGAUACUAGUACAAUAUAGUUCUAACAA